Messenger RNA from Tilletiopsis washingtonensis, 1418 nucleotides. RefSeq names its product CoA-transferase family III. Bases 14 to 1291 code for a protein of 425 amino acids. The transcript has 4 exons. Lineage: Eukaryota; Fungi; Basidiomycota; Exobasidiomycetes; Entylomatales. The record is from RefSeq and is a predicted model, not a curated record. Gene Ontology annotation, molecular function: catalytic activity.
ACCACCACACACCAUGUCGCUGCCCCUCUCCGGCGUGCGCGUCCUCGAGUUUGCCGGCCUUGCGCCCGGCCCCAUGGUCGGCCUCGUGCUCGCCGACUUUGGCGCCGACGUCGUGCGUGUCGACCGCGUCGGCGGCGCCCUCAACGCCGACACGCUGGCGCGCGGCAAGCGCAGCGUCGCGCUCGACCCCAAACACCCGGUGGGCAAGCUGGCACUGCGCACGCUCGCCAGCCGCGCAGACGUCGUCAUCGACCCCUUCCGCCCCGGCGUGCUCGAGCGGCUGGGGCUCGGCCCCGCGGCCGUGCAGGCGGGCGGCGACGGCGUGCGUGCCAACGAGGGCGUCGUCUUCGCGCGCCUCACCGGCUUCCAGCGCGAGGGCCCGUACGCAAACAUGGCCGGCCACGACAUCAACUAUGUUGCCCUCUCUGGCCUGCUCUCUAUGCUCGGCACGCGCCGUGGCGGCCCGCCCGAGCCGCCGUCGAACCUGCUGGGCGACUUCGCCGGCGGCUCGUUCAUCUGCCUGCUCGGCAUCCUGCUGGCGCUGUUCGAGCGCUCGCGCUCCGGCAAGGGCCAGGUCGUCGAGGCCGACAUGGUCACGGGCGCGCGCUACCUCGCUACCUUCUCGCUACUCGGCAGCUAUCUUGAGCACCCGCAGUGGGGCAGCAUCAUCGGCAGCGGCACAAACGAGAGCCGCGGCGAGGGCGCGCUGGCGGGCGGCGCGCCGUGGUACGGCGUGUACGAGACGCAGGACGGCGGCUGGAUGAGCGUCGGCGCCAUCGAGGCGCCCUUCUACAGGCAGUGCCUCCAGAUCCUAGCGGCGGCGGCACCAGACGCACCAUCCGGCACCUCGGCGCCCGCGCCUGCUACACAGAACGACCGCAGCACGUGGCCGCAGCUGCGCGCCUACUUCGACGCCGUCUUCCGCACCCGGACACGCGACGACUGGACGCAGCGCUUCACGGGCACGGACGCAUGCGUCGUGCCGGUGCUGACGCGCGACGAGGCGGCGCAGGCCGUGCUGCCGGCUGCGGGCAGCGAGCACGCCGAGGGCGUCGUCGUGCCGGCACCGGCGCCGCGCCUCAGCCGCACACCGGCACCGCGGCCUGCGGGUGCGUCGGGCGCCGAGGACACCGAUCCGCACAUGCUCCUCGGCGCCGGCGAGCACACACUCGAGGUGCUGCGCGACGCCGCCUGGGCCGGCCUGCCCGACCGCGAGCUCGUGCGCCUGUGGCAGAGCGGCGCAGCCGACGGCAGCGACGCGCCCGACGGCGUCGACGAUGCGAAGCUGUAGAGAGGCUGUGCAUCCGCGACGAGCUCGACAAACUCCAGGACCCCGACCUUCUCGCACAGACUCCGCCGAGGAAGCCUGGUCAUAUCGCUAGCGCGCUCAGCUCAGAGCAAUAACAUGAGUAAAUGGU